Molecule: messenger RNA, 768 nt
Organism: Henningerozyma blattae CBS 6284
Lineage: Eukaryota; Fungi; Ascomycota; Saccharomycetes; Saccharomycetales; Saccharomycetaceae
Gene: SEC53
Product: phosphomannomutase SEC53
Exons: 1
Coding region: 1-768 (255 amino acids)
Biological process (GO): protein N-linked glycosylation; GDP-mannose biosynthetic process; mannose metabolic process
Cellular component (GO): cytosol
Molecular function (GO): phosphomannomutase activity
Source: RefSeq, a predicted model, not a curated record
AUGUCCUCUGUUAAAGAAUUUGCUUACAAAGAAAAACCAGACACCUUAGUUCUUUUCGACGUCGAUGGUACUUUGACCCCUGCUCGUUUGACUGUUUCUGAUGAAGUUAGAGAAACCUUAAUCAAAUUAAGAAAGAAGGUCUGUAUUGGUUUUGUCGGUGGUUCCGAUUUAAGCAAACAAUUGGAACAAUUGGGUCCAAACGUCUUGGAUGAAUUCGAUUACUGUUUCUCCGAAAAUGGUUUGACUGCUUACAGGUUAGGUCAACAAUUAGCUUCUCAAUCUUUCAUCAAUUGGAUUGGUGAAGAAAAAUACAACAAAUUGGCUGUUUUCAUCUUGAAAUAUUUAUCCAACAUUGAAUUGCCAGUUAGAAGAGGUACUUUCUUAGAAUUCAGAAAUGGUAUGAUCAAUGUUUCCCCAAUUGGUAGAAACGCUUCUACUCAAGAAAGAAACGACUUCGAAAAAUACGAUAAGGUCCAUCAAAUCAGAGCUAAGUUCGUCGAAGCUUUGAAGAAGGAAUUCCCAGAUAUCAACUUGACUUACUCCAUCGGUGGUCAAAUCUCCUUCGAUGUCUUCCCAACCGGUUGGGAUAAGACCUACUGUUUACAACACGUCGAAAAGGAUGGCUUCAAAGAAAUCCACUUCUUUGGUGACAAAACCGCCAAGGGUGGUAACGAUUGGGAAAUCUACGAAGACAAGAGAACCAUCGGUCACGCUGUCACCAGUCCAGAUGACACUGUUAAAAUCUUGAACGAAAUCUUCAACUUGUAA